Messenger RNA from Mauremys reevesii (Reeves's turtle), 1396 nucleotides. Its product is annotated as tyrosine-protein kinase Fer-like. The transcript has 10 exons. The record is from RefSeq and is a predicted model, not a curated record. Bases 81 to 1313 code for a protein of 410 amino acids. Gene Ontology annotation, molecular function: ATP binding; protein tyrosine kinase activity. Gene Ontology annotation, biological process: protein phosphorylation; regulation of mast cell degranulation; cell adhesion. Lineage: Eukaryota; Metazoa; Chordata; Testudines; Geoemydidae.
CCCCGGAGGGUGGCCGGGUGGCAGGUUCCCAUGCUGGGUUAUGAGGGCUUACGGGUGCCCGGUGCUGCGUGGAAUGAAGGAUGAGCUGCCCUUCGUGCCAGAAAUACGCGUGGGGCUGCACUUACGACAGGCUGCGUCCCGUCAGACCCAUCCGGCUGCCCCCUCCGGUGCCGCUGGUGCCAGUGGCCCAGAGGCCCCUUGGCCAGCAGGACUGGCACCACGGCUCGCUCCCCAGGCAGGAGGCUCAGGCGUUGCUGACCAGCGAGGGGGAUUUCUUGGUCCGCGCAAGCCAGGGGAGGCCAGGAGCCCAUGUCCUGUCCGUGCUGGCUGGAGGACAGUGCAGGCAUUUCAUCAUCCAGUGCCGGCAGGGCAGGUACCAGCUCGAGCCUGGAGGGGUGGGGGCACCCACCAUCCCCUCGCUCGUCCACCACCAUCUGCAAUCACGCCAGGUGCUCACCGCGAAGUGCCCAUUCCUGCUGCGGAACCCGGUCGCCAAGGCCAAAUGGGACCUGAGCCAUGAAGACGUGGUGCUGGGGGAGCUGCUGGGCAGCGGGAAUUUCGGGGAGGUGUAUAGCGGCCGCCUGUCCUACGACAACACCCCCGUGGCUGUGAAAACCUGCAGGGAGCACCUGGCCCCGGAGACCAAGCACAAGUUCCUCAUGGAAGCCAGGAUCGUGAGGCGCUACAGCCACCCGAAUGUCGUCCGGAUUAUUGGUGUCUGUGCCCGGAAGCAGCCUGUCUUCAUCGUCAUGGAGCUGGUGUCGGGUGGGGAUUUCUUAUCGUUCCUCCGCUCCGAGGGGAGCCGGCUCUGGGUUCAAGACCUCAUCCACUUUGCAGUUCAGGCAGCCGCAGGGAUGGCCUAUCUGGAGAGCAACGGUUGCAUCCACAGGGACCUGGCGGCCAGGAACUGCCUGGUGGGGGAAGGCAACGUGCUGAAGAUCAGCGACUUCGGCAUGUCGCGGCAGGAGGCCGACGGCGUCUACGCCUCCUGGGGAGGAAUGAAGCACAUUCCCAUCAAGUGGACGGCGCCGGAGGCUCUGAGAUACGGCCGGCACUCGACGGAGAGCGACGUCUGGAGCUACGGGGUCCUGCUGUGGGAGAUCUUCAGCCUGGGGGCCGCCCCCUACCCUGGCAUGUCGAACCAGCAGGUGGUGAACCAGGUGGAGCGAGGUUUCCGCAUGCGAGCUCCUCCGCGCUGCCCGGUGGAAGUUUACGACGUGAUGCUGAGGUGCUGGGAAGCCAGUCCCAGCCUGCGCCCCAAGUUCAGCGCCAUCCAUCAGGAGAUGACGCAGCUCCACUGGAACGCUGAGUGACCACGGGCCUCCACGUCCCCUUUGUAAUAUGUAUCCCCCCUCCCCCCUGAAAUAAUCUAUAUAAAGCCUCUCAAUGCCUUUGC